GACAAAAUGUCUCUGCUGAAACUAAUUUCUGUGGAUAUUUUCCUCAGAGCCUUAUGUAUUCUCACUCUCUUGGGGAUUAUUUUUACUAUAUUCCUGGCUAUUUAUAUAUAUCGCAAACGGUCUCUAUACAAGCACAUUCCCGGGCCAAAGAUAGAUAGCUUUUUCACUGGAAACCUGCCUUCCAUAAACAAGCAAAUAUACGUCCAUAAAAGAGCUCUCUCAGAGCUUUGGUAUGACUGGCAUAUGGAAUUUGGUCCUGUGUUUGUGAUUUGGGCAUUUUUUACACCAAUUGUAACUGUUUUGGACCCUGAAGAUAUCAAGAAACUCCUGAUAACUCUCAAUUUGCCUAAGUCUGCCCGAACCUACAAUAAGUUAGCAUAUCCCUAUGGUCACCGUUUUACGGGAAAUGGCAUCUUGACAGAAUUAAAUCACGGCAUUUGGAAGAAGAAACGAAGUAGGUUGGAUAAAGCCUUCCACAGAUCCUAUUUGAUAAAUUUAAUGGCAUCUUUCAAUGGGAUCUGUAAUGUGUUUUUGGAYAARAUUGGAAAGUUAGCUGAUGGGAAAACAGAAGUUGAGAUGUCAGAAGAAUUUGGAAGAGUUACGUUGGAUGUAAUCGGAAAGGUUGGCUUUGGAAUAGACAUCAAUGCAGUAGAAAAUGCCAGUAGUCCAUUUCCAAUCGCAGUGUCCAAAACCCUAGAAGGAGUGCAAACCUUUUUUAGAAAUCCCCUGUCUUUCAUUCAGGUCUGGAACUGGCCUUAUCAAAAUGAUGUAAUCAGAAAAAUCCAAUACUUACGGCAAUUUGCACAGGAUGUGAUUGAAAAAAGAAUCAUCAAUGGCAGCAACGGCCACAAGGAUAUUUUGACCCAUCUUGUUUCAUUGAAAGAAUCAAAUGAAAAUGACGACUACAAUAUGGAAAGCAUGGUGGAUGACUUUGUGACGUUCUUUGUUGCUGGUCAAGAAACUACCUCAAAUCAGCUGGCCUUUACUUUGUUUGAAAUCCUAGACCAUCCAGAUAUUAACAACAAAGUCAUAGAAGAGGUAGAACAUAUUCUGGGAGAUAGGAAGUUUGUUGCAUAUGAAGAUAUUGGAAAACUAGAAUAUCUUGGAAUGACAUUGAAAGAAAGUUUAAGAAUGCAUCCACCAAUUGGGGGCACCCAGCGCAUGUUAACCAAACAAGAAACCAUUGGAGGUUAUGUUAUUCCAGAAAAUACUCCAAUUUAUGUUUCAUUCUAUCUCACCCACAAUAGUCCCCUCAACUGGAAGGAGCCAGAAGUGUUUGAACCCAGAAGAUUUGAAUUGAAAAAUAAAACUGGUCGCUCAAGUACUGUUUAUACACCUUUUUCAACUGGACCACGUUCAUGCAUUGGGAAGACACUGGCAGAAUUUGAAGCAAGAGUUAUAAUGGCAAGGUUGUUCCAGGAAUUUGAGCUUGAGCUUGUUCCUGGUCAGAAGUUAGAAAAGGUUGAGCAAAUAACAAUUCGACCAAAAGGUGGUGUGAAGUGUUUGAUAAAAAGAAGAAAAAAGUGAUAAUUUGAAUGAUUUUGUAAAGUGUAGUUUUACAUAUGAUUCAAGUAAAGCAGGGCAAAAGAUAAGAGCUAGUCAAUGGUGAAAGUCAAAGGGCAGACAUAGUCACACUUGGGCUUUACUACUACAUAAAGUGUUUGCUUGCUUAACUGUCUUUCAAAAAAAAAGCAUGAGUGGUCAAUAUAUGAGCGCCAUUCAGAAUUCAUAAUUAAAUAACAAUGCGCUUAAGAACUAGGGAACUCUCUAUUGUUCUGCGGCAUUGCAACUUUCCCACAUACGAAUGUCUU
Exaiptasia diaphana is the source of this 1811-nucleotide messenger RNA. RefSeq names its product cholesterol 24-hydroxylase. The transcript is spliced from 3 exons. Lineage: Eukaryota; Metazoa; Cnidaria; Anthozoa; Actiniaria; Aiptasiidae. The coding region runs from base 7 to 1527 and encodes 506 amino acids. Gene Ontology annotation, molecular function: iron ion binding; heme binding; cholesterol 24-hydroxylase activity. The record is from RefSeq and is a predicted model, not a curated record. Gene Ontology annotation, biological process: cholesterol catabolic process.